Argiope bruennichi is the source of this 3661-nucleotide messenger RNA. Its product is annotated as E3 SUMO-protein ligase ZBED1-like. The transcript is spliced from 3 exons. NCBI's taxonomy places the organism in Eukaryota, Metazoa, Arthropoda, Arachnida, Araneae, Araneidae. Gene Ontology annotation, molecular function: protein dimerization activity; DNA binding. Bases 288 to 2486 code for a protein of 732 amino acids. The record is from RefSeq and is a predicted model, not a curated record.
ACAAUCGAUUAAUUGGUUCCAACCGUCUUUUACAAGUGUAUUUUACCUUUCGAUAAUUCGUAAUUUUUGGUUAUUACAUAUUUUUGUUACUUAAAAUUGACCAAGAUUCUAAAAUUCUAAAGCCUUAUUUAUUCUUAAUAUCUUUUUGAGUAAAUCUUGAUGAACGUAACCGAUCACCGACGCCAUUUCUGUUGUAAAUCGUUUCGAUUUCAAUAAAUCCGAUAUACAUGUAUUGAUAGCAUAACGAUAACCCUAGAUUUAUAUUGAUACACGAAAUUUUUGAUACGAUGGCUACUGAAUCAGAAGUUGUAUGGAAAUGUGGAUCGUGCGAUGAAUGUUUUUAUGAUCUACAAAUUUUGGCUAGUCAUAAAUGUAUUGGAAAUAGUGGUGCUGUUUUAAGUGAUAGCUGCAUAAAACAACUUGAAGUUCAAUCGUAUGAUUGUACUGAUUUGAGCAAUUCUAAUGAUCAAGUACAGGAUAUGGGUGGCUUGAAUAUAAUUGAUGGUCCAGAUAUAACAGAACUUCCAUAUUCCAGUGCUUCUUAUCACAAACCUACAAUAAUAUCUGUAAAAAAGAACUCUGAAUUCAAGAAGCACCAGAAAGGGAAAAGAAGUAUUGUGUGGACUUAUUUUACUGCUCUUGAUGAGAAAAAAGCCAUGUGCUGUAUCUGCCAAAAAGUAAUUUCGUAUUGUGGAACUCCAACCAAUUUAGUUUACCAUUUAUCACGAUAUCAUCCCAUCGAAGGAGAUGUUGUCAAGAGCAAGCAAGCAAAUAAUAUCAAGUAUCAGUACCUUUCCAAUAAACUUCCCAAACCAUGUGCCUCAGAAAAAAAGAAAAUUCGAAAUCCUACUUUAAAUAUUAUACCUCAAGUAACAUUAGAAACUACUUCACCAUUAUCUGUUGUAACUAAAAAGACAAAUGUUACUGAUAAGAUCAUAGAAAUGUUACUAGUAGAUAUGCUUCCAGUGAAUCUUUUAGAAGGAACUGGAUUUAAAAAAUUAAUAAAUUCCUUAGAACCUUCUUAUAAACUACCUACAGUUAAAGAUUUCUUUAUUGACCAUAUACCAAAAAAGUAUUAUGUUGAAUACAAAAAAGUUCAAAGUUUAUUGAAAGAUGCUGAGAAAGUUCACACUUCAAUAGAAUUGUGGACUGGAUACAGUGAGCAAAAGUUUCUGACAGUCUCAUCUCAUUUUGUUACCAGCGAUUUUCAUUAUAAACACUAUGCUCUGAGCACUGUUCCUGUGAAUGAUAAUAACCCUGAACACUUAAUGACUAGCAUAGUGACUUGUAUUUCACAGUGGGACUUAUCGAUGGAUGUCAUGUGCAUUGUUACUGAUGGCAGUGAUAUCAUGUCUAGAACAUCACAGCUAACUGGUUGGACGAUGAUAACUUGUUUUGCACAUAUUUUAGAUGACAUUAUUAAAACAUCAUUAUCUUCCAUCGAAUUGCUGCCUCUUAUUACUAAGUGUCGAAAUGUUGUGAAAUUUCUUCGAGGCAAUGAAACUGCUAAACAGCAACUUCUUGAAGCGCAGAUGCAUGAUAAAAACUUAAAAAUGCAGCAUGCUCAAAAUCAGUCCCUGGAUAUAAAUGCAGCUGUUGAUGUAAAGUAUCCUUUGAAAGUAAAGAAAGAUCACCCCAAUGAGUGGAUAAGUACUUUUUAUAUGCUCCAAAGAAUUGCUACUUUAAAAAAUGUCUUGAUGAAACUGCUCUCAAAUUUCUCAUCAUCAGUUGAAAUAUUAACAAAAAAUGAUUGGACUGCAAUUGAUGAAACUAUUAGUCUUCUUAAAGCUUUUGAAGUUGUUACCCUUGAACUUUGUAAUGAACCAUAUCAAUUUGCUUCUAAAGUUAUACCUGUGACAUUAGGGUUAAACUCUCUUAUUAAUAACUGUAGCACAUUAACUGUUAGCAGCAUUGAAAAGGUCAGGAAGGACAUCCUGGGCUCUCUCCGAAAACGUCUUGGUCAGGUUGAGCAUAACUUGAUGCUGGCCAUGGCUACAGUUUUGGACCCUAGAUUUAAGAACAUUGCUUUUCAAGCUGAGGUAGCUGUUGAGGCAGCAAUACAACAGUUAACAGCUGAAGCCAGUAAGCAAGUCACAGAUGAUUCAAUGAUGGACCAUUCUCUAGAAAAGGAUUCUAGAGAUAUAACUUCUUGCACCGACAGCUUGUGGGAAGGAUUCGAGCGAAAAGCCACACCAAAGAAGGCUCCUUCCAGGACAGAUGAGGUUAUAAGUAGUGAGAUUAAAAAUUAUUUAGAAGAACCAUUGUUAGACAGAAAAAAGAAUCCAUUUAUGUGGUGGAGAACACAAGGACAAGCUCAAUUUCCUAUUCUUGCAAAAUUAGCAAGAAAACUUUUGUGCAUCCCUGCUACAUCUAUACCACCUGAAAGAGUAUUUUUAAAGAAAGGACGUGUCUUUUCUGAAAAGAGGCGUUUAAUCAAACCAAAAUACAUUGAUCAAUUUAUGUUUUUGAAUAUGAAUAUUGAUUAGGUUAUUCUAAAUAUUUGUUAAAUGGAAUCAUUAUGUUGAUCUUUGAUUUUUUCAUAGUUAGAGUACUGGAAACAGUAAAUUUUCAUUAAGGAUUUUUCUUAAAUUUCAUUUUAGUAAAAAAGUUUUUUUAAUCAUAAUUUGAAAAAAAUUAUAUAUAUGAUUUUGGGAAAACAUUUUAAAUAUGAAUUAGCAUUAUCAAAUUUACUAAAAGUGACAAAUGAUAAUUUCCUAGAAAAUAUAUAUAUAUAUUAGAUUAAAUAGGUAAAUCGUUUCUCACAUUUAUUAAAAAGAAGUUAUGUUAUUUUCUCCGUAAUAUAAUUAUGCAUGUUUAUUAUAGAUUGCUUUAAAAAUAAUUUAUUUCCUUAAUAUUUAUAAUUAUAAAUCAUCAUUUAAAAUAUAAAAAAGACAAACAAAAGAAAAUCCCCAUUUUGUAUGCAAAGCACAAUCAGGGAUAGGUACAAACAGGAAAACUAUGCAAUAUAGAUAUAUUUGCCUGACUUAAUAAUCACACAUAGUUGCCUUUCAAAAAUAGCAAUCUUAGAAAAUUGCAGAAAUUAAAAAAAAGGAAAGGUUGCGAUUUUGGACAUCAAUCUAUUUGAAAAGAUGCAAUUUCCAUAGUUCCCAUAUAUUCAUAUAAUGUUGCCUGUUUAGAACUCAAAUUUCUAUUUUUUUAUAUAAAAGCUCCUUUAUAAGUCAAGAUUGUUGUAGUGGAUUUGAUUAUAUGUAUAAUUGCAGCUUCUUAUUUUGAUUUUUUUUUUGUACCUUAGUUACUGCUAUGUUUUGUUAAAAGCAAACCCUCUACUUUUUUAAAAAUUUAUUAGUUAGAAAAACUAUUUACUUUUUUUUUUUUUUGACAUUCUAUUUAAUUUUACUGAAAUCCUCACUAUUAUUUUUCUCACCUAAUUUUUUCUACGAAUAUAGAAAAAAUUCAUAUAUUUGGUUUUUAUUAUUUUUAAUGCUAGCUCAAGUUUUUCCAGAAUUUAAAAAUCAUCCAUUUCUUAGCCAUAUAAUUCUUAAUAAUUUAUUUUCGACUAGUCUCAGUUAUUUUAUCUCAAAAUGUGAUAACAGUUUGUGCUAUUAGUAUUUGAAAUGAUUAACUGUGUACCUGCAACGACUGAAUGUUCUUCUUGUAUAUAUUGUAAAAAGCAAUUGUUGAUAAAUAGAAAUCAAUUUUU